Molecule: messenger RNA, 1530 nt
Organism: Phaeodactylum tricornutum CCAP 1055/1
Lineage: Eukaryota; Bacillariophyta; Bacillariophyceae; Surirellales; Neidiaceae
Exons: 1
Coding region: 59-1315 (418 amino acids)
Biological process (GO): rRNA processing; ribosomal large subunit assembly
Cellular component (GO): preribosome, large subunit precursor
Molecular function (GO): rRNA binding
Source: RefSeq, a predicted model, not a curated record
AGGUUUCCACUCUGACUUACACUGGGGAUCAUACUCGUCGUACAUUGCAACGUCAAUCAUGCCGAAGCAGGGUCGUCGUCGCAAAAAGACCCGCACGCAUGUAUCCGGCGAAGAUGCGGGGGCACAGGCCAGCACGGCGCUGGAAGAAACGCGCAAGGUUCCGAAAUCGCUCGUCAUUCGACGGGGCAAAACCUCACCACAAGUCGGCGAACUGGUACAAGACUUGCGACAAGUCCUGCUCCCCUACACGGCUCUCCACUUUCAGGAAGAUCCGAACAAUCGCAAACUCACGUUACAGCAGUAUUCCACGAAUCUAGCGCUACCCAUGGGCAUUACACAUAUUUUGGCGUUUUCACAGAAUCAGGAAAAAUUGAAUUUACGCUUGGCCCGAACCCCGGAAGGGCCGACUCUUUAUUUUCAUGUGCACCGAUUUUCUCUCAACAAGAGUAUCAAGGCAUUGCAGAGGCGACCAAUCGCGCUCACUAGCGCCCUAACUGCGAAUCCACCCAUCGUAGUCACCAACAAUUUCGGUGAUCACCAGGCAUCCCCGCACGUCAAACUCAUGCGUAUUACCUUUCAAAACCUGUUCCCAGCGAUCAAUGUUAGCCAGGUUAAACUCAAAGACUGCCGACGGGUAGUCUUAUUCAACCUUAUUCCGGGAGCAGACGGUCCCGACGGCACGAAACCGAGCACUAUUGAAAUUCGUCAGUACGCCAUCAAGGCGACUCCCACCGGCGUUAAUCGCAGGGUCCGUCGCCUUGUCCAGGCGAAAUUACCCAAUCUGCACAAGGUGAAUGAUAUUGCCGACUACUUGGCCGGAAACGCGGUAGUUUCGGACGCCCCGAGCGAUUCCGAACCGGAAGACGAUCCUUCCAACGUGGUGCAGCUGUCCGAUACGUACGCCGGCAAGGGCAACGGCAAAUCUCAAAAAUCGGCACUCAAACUGGUGGAAUUGGGACCGCGAUUAAGUCUAGAAUUGUACAAAGUGGAAAAAGGCUUGGGCGCGGGUGAAGUCUUGUACCACGCACACAUGCACAAGACGACGGAGGAGGCCGCAGCGCUCAAAGCGCGGAAGGAAAAAGAAGGGAGACUGAAGCAAGAUCGACGGAAUGUUCAGGAACAAAAUGUGGAACGGAAACGGCAGGCGGCGGAGGAAAAGCGCGAAAGCAAACGUCAACGAAAAGAGGAGCGGGAGCAACAGGCGAUGGAACGGCUACGAGCUGGACAGCCUCAGGAUGCGGAGAGUAGCAGCACCGAAGAAAGUAGCGAAGCCAGUGCAAGCGAGAGCGAAAACGAGAACGCACAAGAAGCAUAGGGUGGAGAGGGUUAUUGCAGUCUUGUUGACAGUCAAGUACAGAAAGGAGCGCGAAUUAUUGCUGGCUGUCGCCUGGGUUGGCACUCGUGUAGGGUACUCAUGUGUAUCUCUGCUUCAAUGGUUGUCAACGACUGACUGUGUGAACAAGAACCAGCAGUCGAUGCAAUUUGUCCGAUUCACAGUCAUCAGGUUUAGCCAAAGUACACAGUUAGCUA